Messenger RNA from Coregonus sp. 'balchen', 10020 nucleotides. NCBI's taxonomy places the organism in Eukaryota, Metazoa, Chordata, Actinopteri, Salmoniformes, Salmonidae. The record is from the annotation of a GenBank genome assembly.
AAAUGCAAGAUAAUUGCACUCCCAGAAUAGUGAACAGCGCAUGGAAAAACUACUUGUGAUACAUUGUAACAUUUAGGGAAGUAAAUGGACAGCAUGGCAUUUCACAAGUAAGUUUUACUGAUAAGUUACAUUGUUGCGUUUGUGUUUUAAUGUUUUUGCUUCAAAAUGCAUACUAGUUCAAUGAAGGAUAUUUGACAGAAGAUUCCGACAGAAGUUUGGCCAAAGCAAUCUUCUCGGCGUGGAAUGCCACGCAGGCAAUAGCCUACUACUACUACCCAAAGUAAAGAAACGAAGUUGAAUGGGGGUUGAUAAGUAGGCUAUGACCCGCGCAUGCAUUAAUAAGAUAUUGUGACAUUAUAUCUAGAUUUAGGCCUACUAAAAUGAGGGCGAUAAAGAUAAGGAAAUACUUUAGGGGUAGUGGGAGGGUACUUGCAUUUGUUUUCAUUGCAUCUAUUAUUUGGCUACUGUUCGAUAUGGCAGCGCUUCGCCUGUCAUUAAAUGAUGUUAACAGCCAACUUUUAAAAGAAAGCGUAGUAAAGGAAAGGCAGGCUGUCAGACAGCAGGCCACGAAACGUACCAAGUCAGUGCAUAGGGGGUUUAAAAAUCCAGUACAGAGAGUAGACUUAGACCUGGACGAGGCAGGUAAUAAAGCUCCACUCCAGAAUGAAAAGAAAGUCCUUGAAGUGUACAGAAAGCGAGGACCCGCUGUCAAAAAUGACCCACAGUUUAAGGACAAAGUAAACUCGCAUGAGCAAGAAGGGGGGAAUGCCCAACCAAAGUUAGAACAUGGAAAUGCUGUCAUCUUUAAGCAUAACCAAAUCGAAGUUGUGCAUCAUGUCACAGUACAAUUGAGUGUGCCUUUGAAUACGAAAGCACCUGUCAAAGAUCCUUUGCCUGUCAAAGAUGUGUCAAAAAAGGCAGUGGACUUGGUGCUAGAGGAUAAGAAAGCAGGACCUACGGAGAGGGAUAAGAAAGUGGCAUUCACUGCAGCAGUAGGCUCGAACUUUACCAAAGUGCCACCUGGUGUUCAGGAAGGAAAACAUGUUGAAACCCCUACCUCAAAAAAUACAGGAGAGAAUGUAGAGCAAAAUAUAGGCAUAGUGCAAAAAGGCAAAGAAAAUAUUGACUCCAAGACAAAGGAGAAAGUCAAAGACUCACUUGAGCCUGGCAAACAAGAAAGCUUUAUUAAAGACAAAGUUGCAGUGGACUCCACAGUUAAACCUGUCAAAAAGGAUGUACUAAAAGGAAAAGAGGUGGUUGUCAACAAAGAGGACAAACGGAUCAAUGAGCUUGAUAAAGGUAACGCUGAUGCCCUAAAGGAGUCCUUACCACCUACAGCAAAGCUGAAACUCCAAGGAGUUCCCACAAACUCCACAGUUGUUCGAAACACAGGCGUCCACAAAGUGCUGGCAUUAGACAUGACCCAAGCGCCUAGAGAUGCCAAUGCAAUUGGGCAAUUUGGGCAAGCAGCCAUGGUGCCCAGUGACAAAGAGCAGGAGGUGAGGAACCGUUGGAACGAGGGCCAUUUCAACGUGUACCUGAGUGACCAGAUCCCUGUGGACAGAGCCAUCCCAGACACCAGACCUCAUACGUGAGUCACACAGUUGGCUUGACCACACCAUUAAUACUCACUCACUCCCACACUACUGUCACUCAUACGGUAUACUAAUGGUUAGUAUUAAAUAACCUCUCUUGCCAUUGUGUUUUUCUCCAGGUGUUCUGAGAGUGUGGUCCAUGAUUACUUGCCCACCACCAGUGUGAUCUUCUGCUUUGUGGACGAGGUGUGGUCCACUUUGCUCCGGUCUGUCCACAGUGUCCUCAACCGGUCUCCACUACACCUUCUCAAAGAGAUCAUCCUAGUGGACGACUUCAGUACCAAAGGUAAGAAUGGGCAAAGGCUAUGGAAUUUUUUAGAUAUAUAAAAUGUAAUGGGUUGUCUGUGGGAGGGGCUUUCCUGGUAAACAGUACAGAUGGUGUAAUAGGAAUUUCCAAGUGAACAAUAGAGAACAGCAGUCACAGAUUUAGUCAAUCAAAAAUCAACAGGUAGACACCUACGGCACAGAAGGAGAGCAAAUGUCUAACUGGCCUCUUGGAGACAGGCCCUUUUAUAUACUAAUCAGACAGCACCAAAUGUUCUGUAAACACCAGCCUGAGAAGCGUGUAGGAAGUCAAUAACAAAAAAGGCAGUGACUAAAAUAAAGUACAAUAAAAUCAGUGUGUUCUCAGUCCUUGUACCUCCAGUCUGGUGUCAAUCACUAACAACAGAUACUACAGAGAAUAAUCCAUAACAUUCAGCAAGUCUAGUGAUCAUCAACCUGCACCUUGAGUUUCACAAACAGAACACUGGAAAUUAUGUAUAUUACAGGAAGGGAAAAUAUAUAAAUAUGCUAAACUUUGUGUUAAAGUGAUGCAGUUUUGUAUAAUUUCAGCCAGUAGUUUUGAAAGUAGUGCUCACAAGCCAAAACAAGUCCCUGAAAAUGGAGCACAAUUGUGUACGUCAUCCAUUUCGUAUGAUAUGUUGCGUCCAGCAAUUCGUAUGACAUGUUACGAUUUCCAAUUUGUACAAUAUGAUACGAAUUUGUAAGUACUUUCACUAUGAAAGGGACGAGCGUGCAACUCACAUGAAAAAAAUAUUGAAAGUAUUGAAUGUAAGGAUUGCGUGGCUUUCUCCGCCAGGUGAAGAUUACAGAUGUUGUAUUAUGCCGUACAUUGACACGUGGAGUCCAAAACAUAAGGUUUAAAAAAAUACAGACGUAGUUUUCAAAAUCCUGUUCAAUCUCUUUAAUCGCUAUAAACUGAAUAUUAACUUUAUUAAUCUUGGAGACAUCUUAAGAGUUUUUCCUGAACAGGUGAUGUCACUCUGUGCCCAAAUUACUUAUAGCUUACAAUUAGGGCCUGGAGUUUUUCCUGGUCAGGUUUCAUGGUCGGGAGGAUAAACUCAGGGCCCUAAGCUUACUUGCUCUCAUCCACUGUCUCAGAAUAUCUCAAGGACCAUCUGGAUGUGUAUAUGUCCCAGUAUCCCAAAGUGCGGAUCGUCCGUCUGAAGGAGAGGCAGGGCCUGAUCCGAGCUAGGCUUGCAGGAGCCGCCAUUGCCAAAGGUAACCGACCACAUCCUGCUGUCACCACUUUUUCUUUCAUUGUUUGCUGUAUAAACAAAAUAUCCUAUGCAAAAAAAUCUCAAUCCUGUCCUCCCAUACAUGUGGCAGUCAAGCGUCCCUGUGGUUUUGUGUUUGUCUUCAGCGGGUUUGUUUGCAUUUCUCUCAGGUGACGUUUUGACCUUUCUUGACUCACAUAUCGAAUGCAAUGUGGGCUGGCUGGAACCUCUGCUGGAGAGAGUGUACAUGGAUAGGAGGAAAGUGGCCUGUCCAGUCAUCGAAGUCAUCAGUGACAAGGAUAUGAGGUAAUGUGUUAUUACCAUUAUACAUUAUGCCUGCAUUCCAGAGCCCCAUUGGCCCAGGUCAAAAGUAGUGCACUAUAUAGGGACUAGGGUACCAUUUGGGACACCUCCUGGGCGAUAUGGACAAAAAUGCAUAUCACGAUAAAUUGACUGAAUUAUCAGAUAACUAAUGAUAAGUUGAAUGAUAAAUGAAUAACAUUAAUGUGCAUCAGUUACUUUUUUACAUUACUUUGAAUGCUGUAGCUAUCAAUUGUCCCAUUUAGCAAUAGCCCAUAGUAUCAGCCUUAUUCCAGUUAAAACUUAACAUUUUCUCUAGUGUAGGCUGCUUAUCGUAAUUAUUGAUAUGUGUAAAAUGUCCUCGAAGUAGUCGGUUCGGUCAGUGUUGAUCAUUUUCGGUUUAUGGUCCCAGUUCUAGUUUGAGUUAUUAAUCAACCUUAUUGUCCAAAUUUGGUCUGUCGGUACCCUGUGGGGGCACAAUGUCUCAUAGUGAUAUUUCUGAAGGUCUAUGCACCUAGAGUGGGCCGUUCUGGCUCGGACGACGCUCACUUAGCUGACUGUCCCUAGUGUUGCAAAAUGUGUGACAGCAAUGGUAGCUUUCUGUGUGUUACCUACACAUAAUAUAUAAUUAGAAAGCUUAGAUUCACAGCUAUCCAUCUGACACAUUUUCUGACUAUUUAGUCAACAGACCUUUGACCUUAAGGGUUCAUAUUGGAAUUACCUGUAUUGGUGUAAAAAAAACUGAUAACCCUAGAGUUUUCUCAGCUUUUUUUUUAUACAGCCAGGUUUGAUGCAACAUCCUGUUUACUGGAAGUCAGUCUUUGUAAUGUUGAUUUCAGGCUCCUGUGUGAUUUAAUCAGAUUCAUCUGAGUUUUGUGCAUUUAAUCAUGCAUUAUUCAUCCAGUAAUGUAAUAUUUGGUUAAUGAUGUUUUGUGUUUUUACAGCUAUGUGUUGGUUGACAACUUCCAAAGAGGGGUGUUCAAAUGGCCCUUGGUGUUUGGGUGGAGCACGUUAUCAGAGGACACCAUCAAGAAGAAUCACAUGAAGGAUUCAGAUCCUAUCAGGUAAUGCUGUAUUUCAUUACACCCCUCGUUAUUAGUUGCAGAUGAGUUCAACAACAUAAGGGCCCUGUUCCAAAACUUCACGAAUGUAUUCUUCCUUCCUCAUUUCCUUGAGGUAAUCAUCGAUCUAUACGUGACUGGAUAGAUCAAAGCUAGGUUACGCCAACUUAUUACUUUCACCAAUCCAACCAAUAGAGAUCAGAGAUUACUUAAAGGAAGGAAGGAUGCAGGAUGGAAGUAUUCCAACAGGGCCAAGGUCUGACUCAUAUCCUGAUUCCUCUGUGAGAGUUGAUAAGACCAUGGAGGAAUGUUGUUUGUGAGGAAGUGAAGAAUACAAUCUUUACGCGCUAACUGGGUUGUAUUCAUUAGUGCACACUGUAGCAAAAUGUUUUGCAACAGAAAACGAAAACAAGCAUUUCUUAUUGGACAUGUUCAGGUAGACCUUCCCUGUUUCAGUCAUUUUCUUCCGUUUUGUGUCUAAUGAAUAUGACCCUGGACUGUGUGUUUUGUUCCUCAGAUGUCCCGUCAUGGCAGGAGGCCUUUUCUCCAUCGAUAAGAAGUACUUCUAUGAACUGGGCUCUUAUGAUCCUGGCCUGGACGUAUGGGGUGGAGAGAACAUGGAGAUCUCUUUUAAGGUAAGUUGUAUAGUCGUGGUCGAAAGUUUUGAGAAUGACACAAGUAUUGGUCUUCACAAAGUUCGCUGCUUCAGUGUUAUGAGAUAUUUUUGUCAGAUGUUACUAUGGUAUACUGAAGUAUAAUUACAAGCAUUCCAUAAGUGUAAAAAGCUUUUAUUGACAAUUAGAUUAAGUUUAUGCAAAGAGUCAAUAUUUGCAGUGUUGACCCUUCUUUUUCAAGACCUCUGCAAUCUGCCCUGGCAUGCUGUCAAUUAACUUCUGGGCCACAUCCUGACUGAUGGCAGCCCAUUCUUGCAUAAUCAAUGCUUGGAGUUUGUCAGAAUUUAUGGGUUUUUGUUUGUCCACCCGCCUCUUGAGGAUCGACCACAAGUUCUCAAUGGGGAGUUUCCUGGCCAUGGACCCAACAUUUUGAUGUUUUGUUCCCCGAGCCACUUAGUUAUCACUUUUGCCUUAUGGUAAGGUGCCCCAUUAUGCUGGAAAAGGCAUUGGUCGUCACCAAACUGUUCUUGGAUGGUUGGGAGAAGUUGCUCUCGGAGGAUGUGUUGGUACCAUUCUUUAUUCAUGGCUGUGUUCUUAGGCAAAAUUGUGAGUGAGCCCACUCCCUUGGCUGAGAAGCAACCCCACACAUGAAUGGUCUCAGGAUGCUUUACUGUUGGCAUGACACAGGACUGAUGGUAGCGCUCACCUUGUCUUCUCCGGACAAGGUGUUUUCCGGAUGCCCCAAACAAUUGGAAAGGGGAUUCAUCAGAGAAAAUGACUACCCCAGUCCUCAGCAGUCCAAUCCCUGUACCUUUUGCAGAAUAUCAGUCUGUCCCUGAUGUUUUUCAUGGAGAGAAGUGGCUUCCUCGCUGCCCUUCUUGACACCAGGCCAUCCUCCAAAAGUCUUCGCCUCACUGUGCGUGCAGAUGCACUCACACCUGCCUGCUGCCAUUCCUGAGCAAGCUCUGCACUGGUGGUGCCCCGAUCCCGCAGCUGAAUCAACUUUAGGAGACGGUCCUGGCGCUUGCUGGACUUUCUUGGGCGCCCUGACGCCUUCUUCACAACAAUUGAACCUCUCUGCUUGAAGUUCUUGAUGAUCCGAUAAAUGGUUGAUUUAGGUGCAAUCUUACUAGCAGCAAUAUCCUUGCCUGUGAAGCCCUUUUUGUGCAAAGCAAUGAUGACGUCACGUGUUUUCUUGCAGGUAACCAUGGUUAACAGAGGAAGAACAAUGAUUUCAAGCACCACCCUCCUUUUAAAGCUUCCAGUCUGUUAUUCUAACUCAAUCAGCAUGACAGAGUGAUCUCCAGCCUUGUCCUCGUCAACACUCUCACCUGUGUUAACGAGAGAAUCACUGACAUGAUGGCAGCUGGUCCUUUUGUGGCAGGGCUGAAAUGCAGUGGAAAUGUUUUCUGGGGAUUAAGUUCAUUUUCAGGGCAAAGAGGGACUUUGCAAUUAAUUGCAAUUCAUCUGAUCACUCUUCAUAUGACACUCUGGAGUAUAUGCAAAUUGCCAUAAUCAAAACUAAGGCAGCAGACUUUGUGAAAAUUAGUAUUUGUGUCAUUCUCAAAACUUUUGACCACGACUGUAGAGCUGGGCGAUAUGGACAAAAAUCCAUAUUAUGAUAAAUUGCCUGAAUUGGUACGAUAACUAGAACAAUACGUUUAUAACAUUAAUGUGCACCACAGUAAAAAAAAAAAAAAAAAGAUCCUUUAAACCAGGGUUUCUUAAACCAGUGUUCACCCCCCCCUCAUCAUCAAGCUUUGAUUAUUUUAAUCAGCUGUGUAGUGCUUGGGCAAAAAACACAACGUGUACCCAGGGGGGCCCCAGGACCGAGUUUGGGAAAUCCUGCUUUAAACUACUACUACUACUACUACUACUACUACUACUACUACUACUAAUACUAAUCAAUUAUCCCAUUAACAAUCACCCAUAUUAGCAAACUUAUUUCACAUUUCUCUAGUAUAGGCUACUUAUUGUAAUGAAUGAUUGAUAAGUGGUCGGUAAUUGUCGGUUUAUCGUCCCAGCUCUAGUAAUUUUGUCUCAUUUUCCCCUCUUUAGGGUUAGGGUUAGGGUUAGACUGUUUGCAGAUCCAUUUCAAUAAGAGGUUUGUUAUUUGACAACCUGUUCUAUGAUUACACAGUUAACUGCCCUUAUCUCUGACUCAUGAUCAAGGCCCAGGCUGCUUCGCAAAUGGCAUCCUAUUCCCUAUAUAGUGCACUACUUUCAACCUGAGCCCUAUGAGCAAAAAUAGGGUGCCAUUUGGGAUGCAUCUCAAAUGGUCUGAUCACACCCUAUAAUGUUGAUUUUGCAGAUUUGGAUGUGUGGAGGUGAGAUCGAGAUCAUCCCGUGUUCCCGAGUGGGCCAUAUUUUCCGAGGCGAGAACCCGUACAACUUUCCCAAGGACAGGCAGAAGACGGUUGAGCGUAACUUGGCUAGGGUGGCAGAGGUGUGGCUGGAUGAGUACAAAGACCUGUUCUACGGCCAUGGAUACCUCCAUCUGCUGGAUAGGAGUUUCAUCGACAUCGGCAACCUCACAGACCAGAUCGAACUCAGGAAGAAGCUUGAGUGCAAGAGCUUCAAAUGGUACCUGGAUAACGUGUACCCAGACAUGGUCGCUCCGCUGGUCAAAGCUGAGGGGCUGGUAGGUGUACUUUUUAAUAUUAAUAAAUAAUAGUCUUGAUUGGAUUUACAGUAUAUGGUGCUUUUUCAGAAGCUAAAAGCGUUUACAUAGUAUGCACCUUAUUGCUGCAGUUUAUAACUACAUUUGACACACUUAUAAUCAUUGUCUUUAUUGAUUGACUGAUUGAUUUAUUAAUCAGCAGGAAUACAGUUUUUGCUUUUAGGCUGUUUAGCUUAGAAUAUAUUGCAUUGGUGCUCUUUUUCUGCCAAACAAUUGUUACUCUUACUUUGUUUAUUUUUCCAUUAAAUUAUCCCUCAUCUUGAUGCUGAAAGACAAAUGUACUUUUCUUCUGGGGGGGAUGUUUUCUUGUCUCCUCUCAAUGCCUCUGCAACGCAGACAGAGAUGUCAAUUGUCCUCUUAUCUGAACAAAGAGUGACUGUCUCUUCAGGCUUGUGACAGUUCUCUGUCAGCAUUGGUUGAAGGCACAGAAUGGGAAAAAAAGGAGAAGCCUUUCUACUGUCAAUAUCGCGCGGUGACACUACCCAUGGAAGCAAAUGUUAUGACUGCUCUAGGCAUUGUCAUGUAAUGUUAUACCUGUGAUCCUCCUUUGCUAGGUUUUCAAUCGUGGAGUCAGAAAAUGCCUCGCUCUGCAGAAAGGCUCCCUUGCCUUUGAGAAAUGUAAUCUCAGCAAGCUGGUAAAUACUUCCCCAUUUGAUAUGAAAUGCAUUUUUUUAUGCCUAUAACACAUUGCAUAGCUCCAGAUGUGUGCUCACUAUGGAAUUCCUGUUUAAUUCAACACACACCCAAACAGUCUUAAACCCCAUAGUUAUCAUGAAGUCUAAUUCUAUGUCCGACACUAAGGAUGCGUCCCAAAUUACACCCUAUUCCAUAGAUGCACUAUAUAGGUAAUAGACUGCAUCCCAAAUGGCACUCUUAACUCUCCACUCUGUCCCUAAACCUUAGAGUCAACACUUCAAUUACACCUGGAUGAGGCACGUUCGCCAGAAUGAUGUCUGUGUCACUGCUCAGGGCAAAGGGACCAGUCUGGCUCUGCAGCCAUGUGACAACACCAAGCCACAGCUACGCUGGCUCCACAAGGCCUCCAACUCCGCUCUGGUAGGUUCGCUUUACAAUGGGGGGCCUUCACCUCCUCUCCUAUAGUUGUUUUCUGAAUAUUGGUUUUGAGAGAGAGCCAAGCCAAACUCUUGGGAGGAUAGUGGAAGUUGAGAACUGCUUCUUUAUUGAUAAAACCAACCCCUUUCGGACUGUAGCUUACAUCAUGGUUCGUACAUCAAUUCACAACACCUUGGUUGGAGUGGGAGGUAGCAGCAGUGUUCCUUUCAGUUGCUGGAUGAAAGUUACCAUAAUGCACAUGGUGAUUCGGUAGUAUUUCCCUGUGUUCUCUUUGCUCAGGUGGAGCACCUCAUAGCGGAGCAUACUCCCCGGCGUAUGUGCCUGGAGGCUGGGGCUCUGGAUGACAGCAUACAGCUGAAGGAGUGCGAGCCUACCAGUCCCUACCAGAAGUGGCAGUUCACACACUACCACACUGUGUGAUGGGAGUACAGGGCUACAGCACUGUUCCUACAUUAGAGAUUGACACUCAAGUACUUGACUGUACUAUAUGCAUUUGGAUGUGGUCAGUGUAUUUCUGCAAUAGGAUAUGCAUGGUGCUGCUAGUAUGUUGGCGUAAGGGUGGUGUUGGGAUGUGCAAUGUUAUUUUUCUCUUCUUUUUAUCAUGAUCAACCUUCACUUGGAAUUUGAAUUUUGCAUGACUGAGGCCCCGGAAUGAUUUGAAAGGGCAGCUAUUACACAAUGUAAUUACGGUGUUGUAUUUGGUGGCAUAGUUUACUGAUGUAGUCUAUACAAAUAAUAUAUAUAUAAGCUCUGUGGUUUACUCAAAUUACUGUGAGCUUGUAAAUAGAGGGUGUGACUCUCUUUAGUUUUAUAGCCUACAGUUUUCUCGCCAUUAGUCAGCACCUCUACUAACUUUUUUGGGUGUGUGUACCAGCUCAUGCUUUUCAAUAGUGUACUGGUGUUUCACUUUUUAUUGAGAUCUUUGGUUUUACAUGCAUGUUCACCAGAUUUGCAAAAAAAGAAUUAUCAUGCCUUGGCAAAUCAAUCACGAAUGUGCCUUGAUUAUUUACAUGAGGACUUGUACCAAAUAUUAUUUUCUGCAGAUGUCCUCCAUAUUUUAACACUCCAUUUCACCGCACAAUUGACCAUAUUUCUUACUGUUUCGGUGCCAAAUGGCAGGAUAUUUUAUGGCACUUUGAGUUCAUGUAAAUACGUCUGUUCUGUCCAUGUACCGUUUUCACUGUUUGAAAUACCAUU